GAGUGUGUGUGUGUGUGUGUGAUGAAGCUGAAGGUGUACACCGAUCGGAUGUCGCAGCCAUCGCGUGCGAUCAUAAUAUUUUGCAAGAUGAACCGGAUUGAUUUCGAGGAGGUGAGGAUUGAUCUUAGCAAGGCCCAGCAACGAAGGGAAAUAUUGUUUGUUGAUUGUGCUGUGCUUUUUGCAGAAAUAAAUCCGAUGAGACAAGUUCCGGCUAUUGUUGAUGGAAGGUUUAAGCUGUUUGAGAGUCAUGCAAUUCUGAGGUACCUGGUUUGUACAUUCCCAGGAGUUCCGGACCACUGGUAUCCUGCCGAUGUUUCUAACAGAGCCAGAAUUGAGGCAAUCUUGGAUUGGCAUCAUUCAAACCUACGGCGUGGUUCAGCCUCCCUUGUUUUUAACAGUGUAUUGGCACCAAAAUUUGGUCUUCCAUUAAAUCUGGAAGCAGCAAAGGAAGCAGAGAAAAUUCUGGACUCAUCUAUCUCAAAAAUCGAAGGCAUUUGGCUUAAAGGGAAACUUCGAAGUUCUUGUUGGGAAAUUUUUCAACCCUCUAUUGCAGACCCUCAGCCCUCGCUUUGUGAGAUAAUGCAAUUGGAGCUUUUGGACAAAAAGGAUCGGGAGAGAAUAUUAAAUCCACAUAAAAAGAUCCUACAAUGGAUCGAAAAUGUUAAAGUUGCAACGAAUCCUCAUUUUGAAGAAGUACAUGCAGUAUUGUACAAAGUCAGAGCGAAAUUACACAGUAAUCCAUCAUCAAUUAGUGGUGAGUCUAUAAAGUCUGGCCCAAAAGUUAAACUGUCACCAAAGCUUUGAUAAUUUCCAAUGAAUCAUGUUCCUAAAAUGUAAUACCAAUAACAAUAUGUUUCUAAUGUAUCGACGGUGUCAAUGUUGCAUGACCGAACCCUUUUUGCAUAAAAAAUGAAUGAUUUAUAAUAUUUAGUUCAUGAAUUUCUACGUCUCAUGUUAUUCAGUAAUAAAGUUUGACAUAUAAACUAUAAAGCUUGUUAGCUACCAUCAAGCUAACUUGUUUGA
Molecule: messenger RNA, 1023 nt
Organism: Dioscorea cayenensis subsp. rotundata (Guinea yam)
Lineage: Eukaryota; Viridiplantae; Streptophyta; Magnoliopsida; Dioscoreales; Dioscoreaceae
Product: glutathione S-transferase T1-like
Exons: 7
Coding region: 22-804 (260 amino acids)
Source: RefSeq, a predicted model, not a curated record